Messenger RNA from Mucor mucedo, 1875 nucleotides. Its product is annotated as LIM-domain binding protein-domain-containing protein. The record is from RefSeq and is a predicted model, not a curated record. The transcript is spliced from 7 exons. The coding region runs from base 193 to 1875 and encodes 560 amino acids. Gene Ontology annotation, biological process: positive regulation of transcription by RNA polymerase II; negative regulation of transcription by RNA polymerase II. Lineage: Eukaryota; Fungi; Mucoromycota; Mucoromycetes; Mucorales; Mucoraceae. Gene Ontology annotation, cellular component: nucleus; transcription regulator complex.
AAAAAAAAAAAAAAAUCUUUUUUUUAAAAAAAAAAAGAGUGUGACCUUGUAUCAUAAAUAAGGUAGACGCUUUUUUUUUUAUCUUUUCCUUCUUCUUUUCCUUCUUAAAGCGAGUCCGAAAGAAAAACAUAGUUGCAUGUCAAAGGAGUCUUUAUAAAUAAUUAAUAAAGUGGCAUAUAUACGUCUUAUAGAAUGCAACAACAACAAGCACAAUUGCUAUUUCGUCAACGCCAAUUACAACAACAACAACGUCCAUUACCACCUACACCGACUUUAUCAAGUCAAGGCUCGCCUAAUAAUGCAGCACUGGCAGCAGCAACUCAAAUAGGAUUACCUUUACCUUCAAAAUCCAUGUUUACACCCACAACAGCUGUACCAGCAACAGCAGCAGCUACACCACAACAACAUCAUCAUCACAGACCACCAUCAAUGGGACAAGCGGUACUUCGUCUCUUGCAAUUCCGUGAUCAACUUAGUCCAGGUGACCAGGCAAAAGAGAUGUCAUUUUGGAGAGGAUUUGUUGAUGAUUUCUUCACCAGCAAUGCCAUAAUGAAAUUAGCUUUAGUAGAUCAACAGACGCAACAAAGAAACGAAUUCGAAAUCACACAAAGCUUAAUUGCAAGAUUCUUUUACACUCAUUAUCAGUGUGAUCUUGAAUCCAUUCAACUUACGACGGAUCAAACAAUGGAAUACUUCUUACCUACAGGUAUGAUGCUUGAAUGUCCCCGAUCUAGUCUUAUCCAUCGCUACACCAACGGAACCCUCGUCAUUCUGUCCGGUGAAUUGUCAGUGCUAUUUAAUUCGGAUCCAAAUGAUGGUCUCUUGAAAAUACAUCAAUGGAAAUUCACUUGCCAUGGCCAUGACGAAUACAUUGCACGUUCCCAACUAUCUAUGGUAGAUGUCAACGCCGCUUCAAUCACCAAGAAAAAGUUGAAAUCCAACAAUCAUAAUAAAACUCCUACUGUCCUCACCCCUCAAUCUCUCGUCAAUCAAUGGGGUCUUCCCGAAAGGGUAUACCAGUUAUUACGGAUCAUUGAUACGUCCGCUCGGUUAGGUGAAGUAGCCUUCUUUUCGCUUGUAACUGGUCUAAACCCUAAAGAUGCUUUAACCGCCAUGUCAUUUUCAAUCCAUCAAAAAAUGACCGGUUCAUACCCACCACAACCACAAGUCAUGGAAGAGGAUUUACUGACAACUGAUAUCCUGUCUUUAUUGCCCACAAAAGAUAGUCCAUUUAUAUCCACAUUAACCACUACAAACACACCCACACCAACCAUGGCCCCUCCUCCUUUACCACCACCGUCUUCUAACACAUCACCCAUGAUGAACCCACACAUGAUGCACCCACCCACCACACCCAACCCCCUGAUGUCAACACCCACAAUGGCCACUCCCAAUAUGUCUACACCUACCAUGCCCACACCUACUAUGUCCAGUAUGCCAACACCCGUCAUGACAACACCUAUCAUGACAACACCCAUCAUGACAACACCCAUCAUGACAACACCCAUCAUGGCAACGCCUACCAUGACAACACCUACCAUGCCACCACCACCACAACCACCAGUACAACAUGCACAACAAGUGAUAAGUAAUAUGAAUGCUCCCGCGGCCCAUUUAAACCCUCAAAGUACCCAAUUUAUGCAACAAGCAGCUUUACAACGUUAUUAUCAUCAACAAAGUAUUCGUAUGCAACAUCAACAACAAGCGUUACAAAUGCAACAACGUCAAGCUUUACAGCGCCUACAACAACCCUUUAUCAAGGAUUUACCUCAAACCCCUCCACCCGUAGAUGAAAAACAACGGAAAAGAAAAGCCAGUGUUUCAAAAGACGGAAAAAACAAAUCCAAUAAUAGUAUCAAAAAAACCAAGAAAUAA